Priapulus caudatus is the source of this 713-nucleotide messenger RNA. Its product is annotated as ceramide glucosyltransferase-like. Gene Ontology annotation, biological process: glucosylceramide biosynthetic process. The transcript is spliced from 8 exons. Gene Ontology annotation, molecular function: ceramide glucosyltransferase activity. The record is from RefSeq and is a predicted model, not a curated record. Bases 66 to 713 code for a protein of 215 amino acids. Lineage: Eukaryota; Metazoa; Priapulida; Priapulimorpha; Priapulimorphida; Priapulidae. Gene Ontology annotation, cellular component: membrane.
CACAGGUGACGGCCAAAUAUUUUCGUUCAUUUUAGUCGGGACAGGAGCACAUAUCACCAACAAGCAUGGGAUGGCCGCUAUCCGCAAUCGCCCCCGUGCGAUGGUCGCUAUUGUUCCACAACAUCGGGCGUGCCGGUGCUGGCACCUGUGUCACAUUGUGGAUGCUGCUCUGGGUGAUACACAUCACUGCCAUCAUAUACGGGCGAUGGCGGUUGUACCGCCGGCGGUCGCCAUCGGCGACGCAGCAUGGCGCGGCGCGGGGAGUGUCGAUCUUGAAGCCGCUGACAGGAUGUGCUGAGAACCUGGAAGAGAAUCUUCAUACGUUCUUCACGCUGUCCUACCCUGAGUACGAGCUGCUCUUCUGUUUGAACGAGGAGAACAAUGCGUUGACGGCGAUCAUUUCUGACCUCAUGCGCCGUUACCCAGACGUCGCAGCUAGAGUGUUUAUAGGUGGCAAGAAGAUUGGGAUAAAUCCAAAGCUAAACAACAUGAUGCCUGGGUACGAGGCGGCGAGACACGACCUCAUCAUGGUUUCUGACUCAUCCAUGAGAAUGAGGAAACACUCACUGACUGUCAUGGUCGAGGCAAUGACUCACCGUGUGGCGCUAGUGCACCAGCUGCCAUUCACCUGUGACAAACCUGGUUUUUGCUCGGCUCUGGAGAAGGUGUAUUUUAGCACGGCGCACCCCACCUUUAUCCGUCACUGUACGUGA